Molecule: messenger RNA, 1659 nt
Organism: Castor canadensis (American beaver)
Lineage: Eukaryota; Metazoa; Chordata; Mammalia; Rodentia; Castoridae
Source: RefSeq, a predicted model, not a curated record
AUGGCCAGAACAAAGAAACACUUGGUUCUAGGAUUUCUGGCACUUUUAUGGGCUAUAUUGGACACUGAAGGCAAAGAAAAGAAAGAGAAAGUGACCUGCAGAUUGAUGGGCAAGUUUGAUUUGAAUGGCUAUGUAGAGGCCAAAAACCACUCCGUUGUUAUUGGGGGACUGUUUCCUAUUCACUCCAGAACCAUCCCAGUAAAUGAGUCUGUUUUGGAGCCAGUGUCAGCCAAAUGUGAGGGGUUUAACUUCCGGGGAUUCCGCUGGAUGAAAACCAUGAUCCACACCAUCAAGGAGAUUAAUGAGAGGAAGGAUAUUUUGCCCAACCACACUCUGGGAUAUCAGAUCUUUGAUACCUGUUGCACCAUCUCCAAAGUAAUGGAGUCGUCAUUGGUGUUCCUUACAGGGCAGGAAGAAAACAAGCCCAAUUUGAGAAACAGUACUGGAGCAUAUCUGGCAGGAAUUGUGGGAUCAGGUGGAUCGGCCCUAUCGAUUGCUGCUUCAAAAGUCCUAGGGCUGUAUUAUAUGCCUCAGAUGGGGUAUGCUUCUACCUGCUCAGUUCUUAGCGACAAAUACCAGUUUCCAUCUUAUUUUCGUACAACUGCCAGCGAUACCAAACAGUCCCAGGCCAUGGUGAAACUUAUCCAACACUUUGGUUGGGUCUGGGUAGGCACAAUUGCAGCUGACGAUGAUUAUGGAAAAUAUGGAGUAAAAGUUUUUAAGGAAAAAUUGGAAAAUGCCAACCUUUGCAUUGCAUUCUCUGAAAUCAUUCCCAAAGUCUAUUCCAAUGAGAAAAUGCAAAAAGCUGUUAAUGCUAUAAAGAGCUCCACUGCCAAAGUCAUUAUAGUCUAUGCAUCUGAACAUGACCCCAGUCCUUUUGUGAUGGAAAUGGCUUAUCAUAACAUAACUGACAGAAGAUGGAUCGCUAGUGAAGCAUGGAUUACUUCCGCCCUCAUUGCAAAGCCUGAGUAUUUCCCAUAUUUUGGUGGAAGUAUUGGAUUUGCAAUACCAAGACAUGAUAUACCAGGACUAAAAGAAUUCCUUUAUGAUGUCCACCCUAGCAAGGAUCCAAAUGAUGUUCUGACCAUUGAAUUCUGGCAAACUGCUUUUAACUGCACUUGGCCCAAUAGCAGUGUUCCAUACAACAUUGACCACAGGGUGAAUAUGACUGGUAAAGAAGACAGAUUGAGUGCCAUGUCUGAUCAGAUGUGCACUGGAGAGGAGAAGCUGGAAGAUCUUAACAAUACCUAUCUGGAUGUGUCUCAGCUAAGAAUUACCAAUAACGUCAGACAAGCUGUGUAUGCCUUGGUGCAUGCCCUGGAUCAUCUGACCAGAUGUGAAGAAGGAGAGGGGCCAUUUCUUCCAGCCCACUCAUGUGCAUAUAUACCUACAUUUGAACCCUGGCAGCUCUCUUUCUAUCUAAAGACAGUUAAGUUUACUACACAUGAUGGAGAGAAAAUGGAGCUUGAUGAAAAUGGAGAUUUGAAACAAGGAUACUACGAUCUUCUAAAUUGGCAAUUAGAUGAUAAUGGAGAAAUUGCCUUUGUGAAGGUUGGAGAAUAUAAAUUCAGAGCAUCUAAAUUUGAACUCAUUUUCACGAAGAAGUCAGCGAUAUUUUGGAACACGGAAUCAUCAAGGGUUAGUACUUGUGACAUCUGA